Molecule: messenger RNA, 993 nt
Organism: Talaromyces amestolkiae
Lineage: Eukaryota; Fungi; Ascomycota; Eurotiomycetes; Eurotiales; Trichocomaceae
Exons: 3
Coding region: 1-993 (330 amino acids)
Biological process (GO): secondary metabolic process
Source: RefSeq, a predicted model, not a curated record
AUGGUCGCAAUUUCAGAGAUCCGUCAGCAAAUCACAAGUGUCAAGAAUCUCGGUUCUGAGGCCAAAAAAGUUGGUGGAACAAGCGGCAUCGGCCUCUCAACAGCGCGAGAAUUCACGCGUUACGCCGUUGCUCCUCAUAUCUAUCUAGUUGGUCGGAAUGAAGCCCAAGCGUCUGAUAUCAUAUCUGAAUUGAAGACAAUCAACGAAUCGGCGACAGUGAGCUUCGUGAAGAGUGAUGUCUCUCUACUCAAGAAUGUGGAUGAGGCAUGUCAAGAGAUUUCCAAGAAGGAAUCAAAGGUGAAUCUGCUAUUUCUAAGUGCGGGUAUAUUCACUACUAAGGGGCGGACUGAAACAAGCGAGGGAGUCGACAAAAAACUCAGUCUACAUUACUACUCCCGCAUCCGCUUCAUCCAAAACCUUCUCCCACAGCUAGGUCAAGCAUCCUCCUCCGGCGGCCUGGCACGUGUAGUGUCUGUCCUAGGUCCAAGCACAGAGGGCAAAAUGAUCGAAGACGACCUCGACCUACAAAGAAACUACAGUCUUCCCAGAGCCGCAACGCACGCGGUCACCAUGACUUCUUUAUCUAUGAUUCAUCUCGCAGCCUCAAACCCUUCUAUUAGUUUCAUCCACAGCGCACCCGGAGGCGUAAAGACCAAUCUCAUGCGAGACUUUAACCCCAUCGCUAAAAUGCUCGCCAACGGCGCUUUUGCGUUGUUGUCACCUUUCGGAUCGAAGAUUGGGCUUAUAGGUCUUCAGGAGAGUGGGGAGAGACAUGUUUAUGCCUCCACAUACCCGAAAUUUGCGCCGAGGGAUCAAAAGGUUGAGACGGUGGGAGCGGAUGGGGAGAAGGGGAGUGGAGCGUAUAGGGUACAUUUUGAUAGUUCGAUUGUGGAGUCGAAGCAAGAUGUGAUCCAGGAGUAUUUGGACAGGGGGGUGGUGAAGACUGUGUGGGAGCAUACGACGGGUGUUAUUGAUAAGGUAGUGGGGAAAUAA